Callorhinchus milii (elephant shark) is the source of this 1628-nucleotide messenger RNA. It is a transcript of the gene stambpl1, whose product is annotated as STAM binding protein-like 1. The record is from RefSeq and is marked provisional. Gene Ontology annotation, cellular component: membrane; endosome. Lineage: Eukaryota; Metazoa; Chordata; Chondrichthyes; Chimaeriformes; Callorhinchidae. Gene Ontology annotation, molecular function: metal-dependent deubiquitinase activity; protein binding; K63-linked deubiquitinase activity. Gene Ontology annotation, biological process: protein K63-linked deubiquitination.
GUAGCGCCGCUGAUGCGGCAGUGAAUUCCAGCGGCUGCUCAAUGGUCUCUGUUCGAGGGAAACACAGACAGAAAACCCAGUGGACAGAAACGCAGCACAUUCCCAGCGCCGGGGGCGGCUGUGCUGGUGGUGGUGCUGUGCUGGUGGUGGUGCUGUGCUGUGCUGGUGCUGUGCUGUGCUGUACUGUGCUGGUGCUGUGCUGGGUGACUUGACAGAUGGAUACAUCCAGUGGAAGCAGCAAAGCUAAUUCUUGUUCAGCAAAGAACAUGAAUGAACCAUAUACCUUCACUGCAUUGAAGAAACUUGUUGCUGUGCCUGAUCACACAGACGUUAGCCUGUCUCCAGUAGAGCGAGUCCGAGUCCUGACCAAAUUGGGCUGCAACAUAGAGAUUAGUGAAGACAUUACUCCACGUCGCUACUUCAGAUCUGGAGUGGAGAUGAUUCGAAUGGCAUCAGUAUAUAUGAAAGAAGGAAAUCUUGAGAAUGCUUUUGUCCUUUACAAUAAGUUUAUCACUUUGUUUGUGGAGAAAUUGCCCAAGCAUCGGGAUUACCAAUUAUGUGCAAUACCAGAAAAACAGGAUAUUCUAAAAAAAUUAAAAGAAGUGGCAUUUCCAAGAGCAGAUGAAUUAAAGAUACAACUUAUUUCCAAAUACAGUGGAGAGCAUGAAAACUAUUAUAAGAAUCAGAGCAAAUCUAAAGAAGGGUUUUUAGACAACGUGGAGCAAAACCAGGUUCAUGAAGAAAAAGAACGUAUAGCUAAGAUCCGGCAGCAACAACUGCAAGAGGAGCAAUUUCGUUUCUUCGAGGAGCAGCUCAAAAGGCAAGAUGCCGUUAAGGUGCAACAGAAAGAAGUAAAUCUGAGCUUUUCAGAGCAGAGUGAUGGAGGGAUAUUAAACUGCAUUGCUGCAGCUCGGAUAAACAAUGAGCCUUCGACUGUGAUGUCAAGUGCUGCCCAACCAAUGUGUCCUCCAGUGGACAGGUCUCUGAAACCUCGGAAUAAUGCUUCUAGAAAAAGCAUUGUUGGGCUUCGAAAUGUUGUCCUUCCCAAAGAUCUUUGCCAAAGGUUUCUGAUUCAGGCCGAUACCAACACAGUACGAGAAAUAGAAACCUGUGGAAUUCUGAGUGGCAAGCUGACAAAUGAUGAGUUCAUCAUUACCCAUGUGAUAAUACCAAAACAAUCUGGGGGACCGGAUUACUGUGACACUGAGAACGAAGAGGAAUUGUUUACUUUCCAGGAUCAACAUGAUCUCAUCACCUUGGGUUGGAUUCAUACCCAUCCAACUCAGACCGCAUUUCUGUCAAGUGUAGAUCUUCAUACUCAUUGCUCAUAUCAGCUGAUGUUGCCAGAGGCCAUUGCAAUUGUUUGUGCACCGAAACGCAAUGACACUGGAUUUUUCCAACUAUCGUUUGCAGGAAUGCUGGAAGUGUCGUCCUGUAAAAAGAAAGGGUUUCACCCCCACAUGAAGGAUCCACCACUGUACCAUGUACGUACCUAAGGACAAUGUUAUUAGAGAUACAUUUAUGCUUUAACUUGAACAUUUGUGCUGGUUGUUGAAGCUGGUGGGUAACUGAAGUUAUAACGAUGUAACAUUUUCUUUCAGGAGAGGGUGGAAUUGAAUGAAAUAAAU